This is a messenger RNA of Lachancea fermentati, 321 nucleotides long. NCBI's taxonomy places the organism in Eukaryota, Fungi, Ascomycota, Saccharomycetes, Saccharomycetales, Saccharomycetaceae. The record is from the annotation of a GenBank genome assembly.
AUGUCUAAACAAACAGUUCUGGAUCGCGAACUGCACAGGCUACUCAAAUCACACACCCAAACAACUCUUUCAGAAACUCAAGAGCAGAUUGAGGCCAACCACGCUUAUAUUACUUCAAAGCAACUAAAGAAACUCAUAGACUUACACGACUUGACGUUCCAAGAAAGAUGCGUUAUCCCACUUCAAAAGCUGUAUGACAAGCACAUGGCCUUGAGAUUAAUGGAUGGAGACUUGCAGAAUUGGGCUGAGGUAGUAGACCGGGAUAUACGAGUUUUAGAAACUACAUUACAACUUGUAAAGGAAGGCAGGCAGGAAACUUAA